CAGCUCCAGUCUUAUUCGGAGCUUAUACUAUUCAACUUUGAGUUCAAAAUAUCUCACUUAGCUUGUGAUCAUUAUCAUCCUCCUCUCGUCCAAAAACUCAAGGAGCUUUUGAGAUGGAGAACAAUCACUCAAAGCCUCAUGCUGUUCUAUUUCCCUACCCUCUCCAAGGCCAUGUAAUCCCAGCGGUCCAUCUCGCAAUCAAGCUCGCAUCAAACGGCUUCACAAUCACCUUUGUCAACACUCAGGCAGUCCACCACCAAAUAAUCAAGUCCCAAAGUCCCGAUAACGCCAUAAAAGACGACGUUAACAUCUUCAACGGGGUGUGUAAAUCAAGCCUUGACAUACGUUAUGUAACGAUCAGCGACGGUUUUCCUAUUGGAUUCGAUCGAUCCCUCAACCACGACCAGUUUUGGGAAGGUGUUCUGCUUGUUUUCCCAGCUCAUGUGGAUGAACUUGUAGCAAAACUAGUCCGAUCCGACCCACCGGUCACUUGCUUGAUAGCAGACACUUUCUUUGUGUGGCCGACAAUGAUGGCAACAAAGUAUAACCUUGUGAAUGUGUCAUUUUGGACUGAACCAGUUCUGGUCUUAACCCUCUACUACCAUUUAAACCUCCUCAGAGAAAAUUGUCACUUUGCUUCUCAUGGUAAUCAUCGCCAAGAUACAAUCGAGUACAUUCCAGGUGUGAAAGCAAUUGAACCAAAAGACUUGAUGUCAUACCUUCAAGCUACUGAGGUGACUGAGGUCACAUCCGUAGUUCACAGGAUCAUAUACAAGGCAUUUGAGGAAGUUAAAAGGGCAGAUUUCAUUCUUUGUAACACAAUUCAAGAGCUUGAAUCAGAUACCAUAUCUGCCUUGCAAGAAAAGCAACCUACAUAUGCAAUCGGCCCUAUUUUUCCCAAUGGGUUCGCGAAGAGCACCGUGGCCACGAGUCUCUGGUCCGAAUCUGACUGUAUCGAAUGGCUCAACACUAAACCGCAUGGUUCAAUCCUCUAUGUCUCGUUUGGUAGCUAUGCACAUGCAAGUAAAAAAGACAUAGAGGAAAUAGCCAAUGGCCUUUCGUUAAGCAAAGUCGGCUUUAUUUGGGUUCUUCGACCCGAUAUUGUCAGCUCCAACGAGACCCAAAUCCUACCCAUUGGAUUCGAAGACGAGAUCAAGAAUAGAGGGUUGAUCGUGCCAUGGUGUAGUCAAAUUGAAGUCAUCUCACACCCCGCAAUCGGAGGGUUCUUAACACAUUGCGGAUGGAAUUCAAUACUGGAAAGUAUAUGGUGUGGUCUGCCAUUGUUGUGCUAUCCAUUGUUGACCGACCAAUUCACCAAUCGGAAACUAGUGGUCGACGAUUGGGGGGUCGGGAUUAACCUCUGUGAUCGGAAACCGAUCACAAAGGAGGAGGUGAAAGAGAAGGUGAACCGUUUAAUGAGUGGAAAUUCAAGUGAGGAGUUGAGGAGGAGUGCGAAAGAGGUCAAGAACACAUUGGAGAGUGCAUUGGAUGAAGAUGGUUCAUCAAACAGAAACUUCAAUCGAUUCAUAGAUGACGUGAAGGCUAAAAUCCAAGAGAAACAUGGGCUUGGCUUCAAAGCAUUAAAUGGCAUUCGCUAGGGUUCCUAGAAUGUUACAUAUUCCAAUAAGCCAAUGUUGUCGGUUUUGUUUGUUUUAUUUUAUCAAAUUCACCAGGUGGGCUGGCACGGCGCUUACGUUCAUGUUUGUCCACUUUCUUGAAAUGUAGGAAGAUAUUGCACUUCUGUGUCACUAUAUGGUUGCCUACUAUCACAUUUUCGUGUAGUUUUAGAAUUCUAGUGCGCUAUAGAUUGAAGAUAUUUUAUUAGGAUGUACUAAUCAGAGCUAUGUGAUUCCAUGGUACCAUUAUGGAACAUUCUGUUUUUGUUUGUGUUA
Messenger RNA from Rosa rugosa (rugosa rose), 1892 nucleotides. RefSeq names its product UDP-glycosyltransferase 86A1-like. The record is from RefSeq and is a predicted model, not a curated record. Lineage: Eukaryota; Viridiplantae; Streptophyta; Magnoliopsida; Rosales; Rosaceae. Gene Ontology annotation, molecular function: UDP-glycosyltransferase activity. The transcript has 2 exons. The coding region runs from base 114 to 1598 and encodes 494 amino acids.